Messenger RNA from Pleuronectes platessa (European plaice), 5408 nucleotides. It is a transcript of the gene strn3, whose product is annotated as striatin, calmodulin binding protein 3. Gene Ontology annotation, cellular component: dendrite. NCBI's taxonomy places the organism in Eukaryota, Metazoa, Chordata, Actinopteri, Pleuronectiformes, Pleuronectidae. Gene Ontology annotation, molecular function: protein-containing complex binding; protein phosphatase 2A binding; calmodulin binding. The coding region runs from base 547 to 2328 and encodes 593 amino acids. The record is from RefSeq and is a predicted model, not a curated record. The transcript has 16 exons.
CAGCCUCAGAUACGUUGAGGGAUGAAGUUGUGUAAGUUUGUUGUAACGCUCCUGCAGCAGAGUGUGUAAUGACAGGGCCAGUGUGUGUCUGUUUGUGUGUCUGUGUGCUCUGACUUGUCGGGCUGUGACUCUGGAUGCCUUCAGCAUGACUCCGUCACAGCUCCUGAUAAGAAACAAACGUAUGAGCUGAGGUGUCCACAUUCCUGUGAAGCUCCUCUGCAGGAGGACGUGUCCCCGCUUCGACUCAGAGACAAACUCUACGUCUCUUCAGUCACAACACAAUCCAUCUCACCAAGAACAUCACCAAACUCUCAAUUUGACAUGAGACCAGAGGAUAUGUUCUGCUCUUCUCUGUAGCUUCACACAGUUCCUGGUCUUCAGCUCCUUCUCAUGGAGCUGGUCAGUGGCUGUGUUGUCUUCACGGUGCAUUGACGCACUGAGACGGACAUCAGGAGACACACGGGGACAAAGGCCAGGAUAGCGUUCCUCCAGGGAGAGAGGAAGGGUCAGGAGAACCUGAAGAACGACCUGGUUAGAAGAAUCAAAAUGUUAGAAUAUGCCCUCAAGCAAGAAAGAGCAAAAUAUCACAAGUUAAAAUACGGAACCGAGUUAAACCAAGGGGACAUGAAGAUGCCCAGCUUUGAAUCCGACACCAAAGACUCGGAGGUCUCUGCUGUUCCUGCCAACAGUCAGCUGACCUGGAAACAAGGCCGACAGCUCCUCAGACAGUACCUGCAGGAAGUCGGGUACACAGACACCAUCCUGGACGUCCGCACUCAGAGGGUUCGCUCUCUGCUCGGCCUGUCGGGCUCCGAGCAGAACGGGUCCGUGGAGAACAAGAACCUGCAGCACCUGAUCAACGGGACGGAGCGCCGCAGGGACAGCAAGAGGAGUCCAGGUGAUGUUCUGGAGACGUUUAACUUCCUGGAGAACGCAGAGGACAGCGACGAGGACGAGGACGAGGAGGGAGACCUGAUGGACGACAUCAGUCCAGACAAACACCAUCGAGCCAAGAAACACAAGACCAAGGUGGGGAACGAGGGCCUGGCGUCGGAGGAGGACGCCGACACGGAGGAGGCGCUGAAGGAGUUUGACUUCCUGGUGACAGCAGAGGACGGAGAGGGAGCAGGAGAAGCUCGGAGCUCUGGAGACGGAACAGAGUGGUCGGAGCCUCUACCGUUUCCUACUGGGGGGGGGAAGUCCUUCCUGCUGGGGGGGGCGGACGACGUGAUGGAGAGCGUGCUGGGUCUCGGUGACCUCGCUGACCUCACCGUCACCAACGACGAGACGGACUACAGCUACGACCUGCCAACCAAUAAGGACUCUUCGUUCAGGAAGACCUGGAACCCCAAGUACACGCUGCGGAGCCACUUCGAUGGCGUCCGGGCUCUGGCCUUCCACCCGGUGGAGCCCUGCCUGGUCACCGUGUCCGAGGACCACACCCUGAAGCUGUGGAACCUCACCAAGACCGUCCCCGCCAAAAAAAGUGCCUCGUUCGAUGUGGAGCCCGUCUACACAUUCAGAGCCCACGUUGGUCCAGUGCUGUCGCUGGCGAUGACCUCCAGUGGUGAGCAGUGUUUCAGUGGAGGCAUCGACUCCACCAUCCAGUGGUGGAACAUCCCCAGCUCCAAUGUUGACCCCUACGACACCUACGAUCCCAGCGUCCUUGCUGGGUCGUGGGUGGGGCACACAGAUGCUGUGUGGGGAUUGGCUUACAGCGGAAUCAAGAACCGCCUCCUGUCCUGCUCGGCAGACGGAACGGUGAAGCUGUGGAACCCGACGGAGAAGAACCCCUGCAUCUGCACUUUCAACACGAACCAGGAACACGGGAUCCCCACAUCAGUGGACUUUAACGGCUGUGACCCCGCCCACAUGGUGGCGUCCUUCAACAGUGGAGACGUGGUGGUGUACGACCUGGAGACCUCCCAGCAAGCACUGGUGCUGAAGGGUCAGGGGGACAGCUCCGUCCCGGGUUCGAAUCAUAUCAACAAGGUGGUGAGUCACCCCACGCUGCCGGCCACCAUCACCGCCCACGAGGACCGACAAAUCAAGUUCUACGACAACAAGUCAGGUAAAGUGAUCCACGCCAUGGUGGCCCACCUGGACGCAGUGACCAGUCUGGCGGUGGAUCCUAACGGGAUCUACCUGAUGUCUGGCAGUCACGACUGCUCCCUGCGUCUCUGGAACCUCGACAGUAAAACGUGUGUUCAGGAGAUCACAGCUCACCGGAAGAAGAGCGAGGAGGCCAUCUACGACGUGGCCUUCCAUCCCUCCAAGGCCUUCAUCGCCUCCGCCGGAGCCGACGCCCUCGCCAGGGUCUACGUGUAGACGAGGAGGAGAGGGAGCGGACACACCUGGGGCGAGAGACUCAGACUGACAGAGAGAGAGAGAGAGACAGGCUGGUCUGUUCACACACUAAAAGGAUUCAGGUCUGUUCAGGUCUCUGAACACAGAAUAUAUAUUAAAGACUGGAGGUGACGAGCAUCUGGACACACACACACAGACACACACAGACACACACAGACCCACACACACACUCAGAGGCUGAGUGCUGCGACCGACUGAAGAGACGUUUGAACCUGCAGGUCGACACACAGCAGCUCGUCUGUCCCGUGAUGUCCUCUGCCCCCCCCCCCCCCCGUGUGCUGGGUCCCACACGUAGCUCUGAUGACACUACAUGGAGCCCCCCCCACCCCCCCACCCUGAGCAGACGUCAAAGGAGUGAAAGGAAAAAUCCCUCAGAUCUCGUUUCUGUGUCUGUGGUUCUGUCUGUUGUUGGUCUUGUUGUUGAAAGGAUCCACCGGACUCCCAGUUAACUCCCAGUUAACGACCAGUGAGUCGGCUUCUUUCCUGAAGAGGGACUCCCCCACAGCUUUGGAACCUUUGAUGGGUCAGGGAUGGAGAUGUGAUGAUUGACAGCAGCUCUGAACUGAACCUGGUGUCGCUCUCACCUGCUGCUAAAGGGACUCACGGGGGGGGGGGGGGGGGGGUAGUACCCCGUGACAUCACUGUGAACAGAUUCACAAAGUCACCAAACAUCAUCCAGGAGGAAAACGUCAGGAGAAGUCGUGGGAGAUGUUUCUCUUUGUGGACGCAGCCCAGGUUUGAAGCUGCUUCACCUUCACACCUCGAACCUGAAGGAGCGACCUGAGGAACGUCUGAGGAACGUCUGAGGAACACCUGAGGAACAUCUGAGGAACAUCUGAGGAACGUCUGAGGAACGUCUGAGGAGCUGCUCUGGAUUCAACACGGGAGCAGAUCAUCGGAUUCUAACCCGUCGUGGUUUCUCUUUAUUUACGUUUUUUAACAAUGAAAUCUGAACCAAAGCUUAGAUUUUAUCCUGCAGAACUUUUUACAGUGUUUUUAAAGAUUCUAAAUUGAGAUGAAAAACAUCAUCUGUGGAUUUAGUUCAGAAACUUAACGACGAGUCAGACGUCCGUUUGUCUCCCCGACGAGGUGUCAGAUGAUUGGUCGAUUCUUUCCCACCUCAGCCCUCCUGGGCCAAUCAGAGCCCUGCGUUUAAACUCCACCCAUGUGAGAGCGAAGCAUUCAGUGGUUGAGUGUUAUUGUUUUUGUUUGUGUAAAAUAAAUCUAGUUUUUAUAAUCCCUUUUUUAUCAGCGUCUCGUUAACGGCACAGAGGAGGUUCCUCUCUCCCGUCCAGUAAGAAGCCCCGCCCACCCCCCCCCCCCCCUCCCCCCUAGAGACACACUCACAUGUUGGUUAAGGUGAGACACUACAGGCACAAACUAAUUUCAUGCACUUCUCAUUUUAGCUUUUGCUUCUUUUUUAAUAUCAGACCAGUUGAAAGAAAACAUCUAGAAAAGGCUUUUUAGGUUUUUAUUUAAAUAAAUCACAAAUCUCCACUUCAGCUUCGCUUCACCAGACAAACCAGUUUGAUCCUGUUAAUGGUCCCAAGGUUUGAUUCAUAGAUUUUAUUAAUAAACAUGGCGCACGUUGUUUGAUCUCUGAAGUCAUUAAAAUGGAUCCUUCUGUAAAAACAUGUUGACAAAACCAGUUGAGGAGUUUCAACCAGUUUAAAUAACAAGGCCUCAUUAGCAUAUUUACACCGAGUUCACAAACUGUCGAAUCCAAAGAAUUCUGUUCCUGUCAGAGACGAACUGGGGACGUUUCAUGAAGAUAUAAUAUUUAACUGUUCACACCGGUUUGAUAUGAAGAGACACAACGAGCCCCCCCCCCCCUCUCAGUUUGUUAAACUCAAGUUAAAAGUCAAACUUCGUGGUGUCAUGUGAUCCCGUAGUAACACAACUGGUUGAGCACCGCUGCCUCCUGCUGGUCAACAACCGAAUCGUACUUACUGUACCUGAGCAGCCAGUGGCAGAGUGGACGAUCCACUUCCUGUUUACGUCCCCGGUGUCUUCAGUGUGGACGGAGGACGACUCGGGUCCGGAGCUAGAACCCUCGUGUGAGAGACGUGUGAGAGACGAAGACGUGAGGACUGAAGCUCCUCUUCCUCAGCGGCUCCCAGAGGCCGGACUCGUCCACCGGGUCCCAACUGGUUUUAAAUAACUUGAUUUAUUUAAUAUAAAGAAAAGCUGAUGAAAUCAUGAGGAGGUGUUUGGACGUGUUGAAACCUCUCAGCUCGUUUAGGAAACAGUUAAUAAUCCGGGGAAUAUUUGGCUUUACAGAGAACCUGAACGCACCACGUCACUGCUGUGCAUCGUCUUCAGGCGCUGCCUUCAGGGACAAUCUGCAGCUCUCCUGCUCCUCUUCUUCCUCCUGCUCCUCUUCUCUCUCCUGCCCUUCCUCCUCCUCCUCUUCUCUCUCCUGCCCUUCCUCCUGCUCCUCUUCCGCCUUCUCUUCCUCCUCCUGCUCCUCUUCUUCCUCCUGCUUCUCCUCUUUUCUCUCCUGCUCUCUCUCCUGCUCCUCAUCAUCUUCCUCCCCCAGCUGUUCCUGCUCUUCCUUCUCUUCCUCCUGCUCCUCUUCUCUCUCUCCUGCUCCUCAUCUUCCUCCCCCAGCUGUUCCUGCUCUUCCUUCUCUUCCUCCUGCUCCUCUUCCCUCUCCUCCUCUCCUUCUCUCUUCACCGGAGUUCUUUACUGGUCAGUUUUAGUUUCUGGUUUGUUUUCAUUUCAUUUUUCUAACGGAAGGUUUUUGUAACUCGAUCACAACUCUUUUUGUUUUAGUUUGAUCUUCAACCAGAUGUGUAACUAAAGACUUUUUGUUUGUGUAAUGCAUGAUUAAUACAAUAAAAGUAUUUUUUCUAAUCUUCCAAAAAAUGGAUAAAAACAGUUCUGAUCAGUUUGCGAGUUUUGAUGAGUUUUGUAAUUUUUUUUUUUUUUGAUUUACAAACUAUGAAACAACAGAUUUUAAAGAUUGUACCACAAAGCAGAAUACAACUGUUGAAAUGUAUAUAAAAUGUCUAUAAUAACUAUUAAAUGGUGUAACUGUA